GUGAGUGUUGUGAUGUGGUACUAGCUGCUGUCUCUCCAUUGAUCAAGCAAUCCGUCGACUGCAAGGUUGUUUCUCGAUCCGUCACCCUCGAUCUCGACCACCGGCCUACCUGUACAUCCGCCUGCCUCUCUCCACCACCUACGCUAACCCCACUCCCUUAUUUGUCUACGCCGGAGAACCGCGCGGAGUUAAGUCGUCCAGGCUGAAAAUCACCGGGACUGGCAACGUACGGCAACUGUGCACAUUCCCUCAUUCCAAUCGAUCUUCGUACCCUACGUCUCGACCUACGCCACUUCACAUCGACAAGGUCGGCGGGCAAGACGAGCCUCAGCUAGGAGGAGGGAAGACGCUGGGUUGCAGGCAAUGACAGCUCACGCGACUCCCCCGAGCGCGGAACCAGCUUGAAAGAGAAGACAGACACCCGACGGACGCCAACGAUCACGGGCACACAAGGCACAAUGCAGACGCCAGGUUUCGAUGGAAGCCAGGGCGGCAGCGAAAUCGACUUUGGUACUCCCCUCAGCCUCGGCGGCAUCGAUGCCAUGAUUCGAGCGGGCGACGGCGCAAACCUGGCCAGCUAUCCGGCUCAGCAGAUCGGGAUGGGCCAUGGACAUCCAAGCACCCUCGACCCCGCUCUUCACUCACAAAACCCAUUGGCCUCAGGACAACGGCAACAAGGCUUUGCCGGCAAUGGGCGACAAGGACGCAUGGGCGAGUCGGAGAACACGAGCCCGGACAUGGACAUGGACAUGUUCGACGGCACCGAGAACAAUGAUGCGAGCGCGCAGCGGCGACAAAGUGAAAACGCCGACGGCGCUGACGGCGAGCUUCGCCCGUCAUGGAGCGAGCUCAAGACCAAGGCGGGCAAGGAACGCAAACGGCUGCCUCUGGCUUGCAUUGCCUGUCGGAGGAAGAAGAUCCGGUGCUCGGGUGAGAAGCCGGCGUGCAAGCAUUGCCUUCGCUCUCGCAUCCCAUGCGUCUACAAAGUCACCACCCGGAAAGCGGCGCCUCGGACGGACUACAUGGCUAUGCUGGACAAAAGACUCAAAAGGAUGGAGGAGCGAGUCAUCAAAGUCAUUCCCAAGGAAGAACAGGGCAUUGUGUUGAGCACCGGCCGAGCAACUCUGAAGCCUCCCUUACCCCCGGCUCCUUCCAAAGGCACUAAUGCGUCCAAGAAGCGCAUGGCGGAGACGGCUUUUGCCGAUGAACUGAAUCAGUGGGCUGCCUCCAAAGACGUCCUGCCUGAUCGCAAGACGCCCACAACAGCUGAGCCGGACAAGGGCUCCUCGCAAGCGCAAGCGCAAGCUUCCGACGAGUACAAUCUCCUCCGCGAGGGCGCAGACAAGCUGCCCUCGCGAGAGUUGCAAGAGCAUCUGUCCGAAGUCUUCUUCGAUUCCGUCUACUGCCAGAGUUAUCCCUUACUCCACAAGCCAAGCUUCAUGCGCAAGCUGGCACAAGGCCAAGUGGCGCCCGUGUUGAUGCUGGCCGUUUGCGCCAUGUCGGCUCGCUUCUCCACUCAUCCCGCCUUUCGAUCGGAGCAGCCAGCCUUCCUUCGAGGAGAGACGUGGGCGAGCGCGGCUCGAGAAAUCGCGCUGAAGAGAUACGACACCCCCAACAUUACCAUCCUCAUCGUGUAUCUGAUCCUUGGACUCCAUGAGUUUGGUACUUGUCAAGGUGGCCGAAGCUGGAUGUUCGGCGGCAUGGCGCAGCGCAUGGCGUACGCAUUGCAACUGCACAAAGAUCUAGACCACGAUCCCAAAACUCGCAACGCCGCGGAGAAGAGUGAGCUCACGUUCACGGAUCGCGAGAUCCGCCGCCGAACGAUGUGGUCCUGCUUUCUCAUGGACCGCUUCAAUUCCAGCGGCACCGAGCGACCCAUCUUCAUUAGCGAGCAGUACAUCCGCGCCCAGCUACCGAUUAAAGAAAGCUACUUCCAGAUGGAGAUUACCGGGCCCACCGAGGACCUCGAAGGCAAUGUCCCCAAUCCCGUGGAGCCCAGUACAGGGCAGGUGUCGAAUGCGAAAGAUAACAUGGGCGUCACGGCCUAUCUCAUCCGACUCGUGGCCAUUUGGGGACGCCUGAUCAACUAUAUGAACCUGGGCGGCCAGCAGCUCGACGAACAUCCCAUGUGGGAUGCACAAUCCAAAUUCCAUCAGAUCAAGCAGGCAGUCAAGGAUUGGAGAGACGCACUGCCGGCAUCGAUGGAGUACACGCCGGAAAAUCUCCAGAACCACGCCAGCGAAAAGAUUGCCAACCAAUUCCUCUUCUUGCACCUCGUCCACAACCAGAUCGUGCUAUUCAUCAAUCGCUUUGCACUCCCCACGCCUGGAUCAAAAGCCAGGCCCCCAAAAGAGAUGCCUGCAGAAUUCCUGUCUGAAGCAAAGAAAACGGCCCUCGAAGCAGCAAACCAGAUCUCCAAAUUAGUGCAUGAGGCCAUGGACUACCAAGUCGUCGCGCCCUUUGCAGGCUACUGCGCCUUCUACUCCAGCACCGUGCACAUCUACGGCGCCUUCUCGAAUAAUGCCGCGCUGGAGGCGCUGAGCAAGCAGAACCUCGCGUGCAACAUCAAGUACCUGACGAAGAUGAAGAAGUACUGGGGCAUGUUUCACUUUGUGACGGAGAACCUGCGCGAUCUCUACCGCCGGCACGCGGACGCUGCGAAGCCGGGUAGUAAGGGAGGGGUGGGAGGAGCAGCGCCGAAAGAUAACAAUGGCGACCAGACAAUCUUUCAAUACGGGGAUUGGUUUGACCGAUAUCCGCACGGCGUCAGCGGGACGGAUUACGAGGAGCCGAGCGCCGAGACGAAGAAGGAGCCAGGCGCCGACGCGGUUCUGGGGCAGAAAAGCGAUUUGCAGACCGUCGAGGAGUUCUUCUCCAAAAUGUCGCCGCCUAGUGCCGCCGCCGCGCAGAAAGAUGCGCAGCAGCAACAGCCGCAAAGCCGCAAGAUGGCGAAGAAGCGGCAGACAAAGGCGCAAAGCAAGCCGUCUCAGGACUCCCAAGCUGCUGCUGCUGCUCCUACGGCGCCACACGGCGCAGCCAGCAAUGACGAAAUGCAGGCCUUCGCAAGCAGCCUCCCGGACUUCACCCAGCCUUCCACCGGCUUCGGCAUGCCGUCCCAGCAACAGCAGCAGCUGAUGGGAACCAUGCCCUCCCAUCAACAAUUCCUCUCCCAGCUCGACCGCCAAAUCGUCCUCGACUCCUACGCCGGCCUCGACAACUACACCUCCCAUCCAAUGCUGGGCCUCGGCGGGCAACAACAGCAACCGCAGCCCCAGCAACUAGACGAUCUCGGCAACUUCGACUUCGCCGGCCUCGCGCCCACCGAUAGCAUCAGUCCCGAAGGCGCCGGUGGCGGCAAUCUGUUCCCCGACACCUCGAUGGCGUGGUUCAUGCCUUUCAACAUGGAGCCGCCGCCGGCCGCGGGCGGCGAGGAUGGAGGGAAUCUCUUCGCCGGCACGAAUUUCGAUUGGUCGCCUUUUGGGAAUCCCGGGGCCGAGUUGCAGGGCACGGGGCUCACGCCGGGCGUGGAUUUGGGGGUUGGUGGUGAGCCUGGGGGUCCGACUGAUGGUGCCGGCCGUGCUGGGGGGCAUUUGGACGUGCUUGAAGAUUUACGAUAGCCAUGAGGGAAUGCUUCGCUGUGGGACAUGUGUGAUGAGAUCAGCUUUCUCCCCAAAAAGUUAAGAUGUGAGAUAGGAAACGACCUACCAUUCCCAUCAAGUCUCUCCUGUUCUCCUCGUUAGACCCAUCACAUCAAUUCUGCCGCGGCUUUACAAUCCCAUCAUGCACAAUAUAAAACGCCACCGUGCUAUCAUCAUCCAACGUAGCAAGCAGCAACCGCUUCGGCACCUCAAGCCGCCACUUCCUCUCCCCCUCCUCCAACCCAACCUGGUCCCGCCCCAUUACAUCAACAUCAACAUCCUCAACCUCAACC
Neohortaea acidophila is the source of this 3931-nucleotide messenger RNA. Its product is annotated as fungal-specific transcription factor domain-containing protein. Gene Ontology annotation, molecular function: DNA binding; DNA-binding transcription factor activity, RNA polymerase II-specific; zinc ion binding. The transcript is spliced from 2 exons. NCBI's taxonomy places the organism in Eukaryota, Fungi, Ascomycota, Dothideomycetes, Mycosphaerellales, Teratosphaeriaceae. The coding region runs from base 459 to 3617 and encodes 1052 amino acids. Gene Ontology annotation, biological process: DNA-templated transcription; regulation of DNA-templated transcription. Gene Ontology annotation, cellular component: nucleus. The record is from RefSeq and is a predicted model, not a curated record.